GUGGCUGUGGCGCUGACGGAAGUGACGAACGCUGUGGGGGGCGAGGUGGUCGCGAGCUGCCGGAUGCUCUGGGGCAGAGCUGAGGUUGGGAGGAUGAGCGCCGUGCCUGAGGAAGUUAAGGCAGAAGAUGGCAAAGCGGAGCCCGAGAAAAAACUCUUUUACUGCGAUGUUUGUAAAAUUUACUGUAUGUGCGCUAUAAGUCUUCAGACACACUACCGUGGUGCAAAGCAUAGGAAGCAAGAGAAAGCCCUGAGACGCAGGAAUCCCUAUUGUUCUUCAGCUCUAAUCCGAGUUCCGAUGAAGCACCGAGUGCUCAGACGAGUGAAGAGAUCAUUCGCAGGGUACAUAACCUCUCUGAAGGAUUUUAUGAAUGAUCCCAGAAGAGAAGAGCCUCUAAUUGGUUUAGAGCAUGUGGUUGAAGUCAGAUUUGAAGGAAGAAGAGAACCACGUUACGAGUGCAGGCUGUGUGGGUGUAAUUCAGAGGUGGCACCCAUGAUAGAACAUCUUAGUGGAUAUAAACACAGAAGAGAAUACAUUUCUAAAGAAUUUCCAGAUAAAAUGAAGAGAAAACCAACAGAUGCAAAAGAAUGCAAAGUCUCGUUUUUCAGACGAAUAGCAGGAGAGCUAGAGAAGAGUGAAGGAUUAAAAAUGUAUAAGAUGGAAGGUUGCACAAGACCAGCUACCUCAUCCCCAUUGGAGAAGGAAUCAAGGUGGGAAGAUGAUUAUAAGCAUGAGAAUGAUCCUGUUCGGAAACAGAAAGCUCUGGAGUUCUUGGAGACUUUUCACAUCACCUCAGACUCAGAAGCAACACUUGUUGUUCGCAUUACACAGGAACUCAUGGAGGCUUUGAAGGCCUUUUGUGAAAAGAAAGCAGCAGAUAAUUACAACAACAGUUUAGGCCCAGUAAUGUCAGUACCUCAAGAUGAAUUUCCAGAAAGGAAAAGCAUCCCAGAACACUAUGGGCCAGAUGUAGAAUACAAAGGAAGUUCUGACUGGAAUCAAGGUUUUUUGUCUCAGUAUGAAGAGUAUUCUGAAGAUGCUUCUUUUGCUCCUGCUCACUCAAACAAUUACCAAGCAGAUGAUGGAUCAUCCUCCUGUCAUCUGACAUCUGACAACUUUGCAAGUGUGUCUCUACUCGGGGACUCUCCUGCUGUUGAGCCUGAUAUUCCUGCCGGUGGUGUCAGCCAAUGGCUGAGACAGCUCAGGAACUCCGUGCCCUGCACGGAUUUGGCUCCUGGGGCCUCUUCAUACCAGAUCAGCCCAGUGAAGGAGUACUCAGCAGAAUACAUACCCAGUGAUGUGCAAGGAAAUGAGCUCUGUGAUAACAGGCUCUCAUUUGGCGGAGAAAAUACAAAAUGGAGGAAUCAACAAGCGUGUACCAAAGGAAGGCAUAUAAGUGACCAAGAAUUAUCCUAUCCCAAUUCCUCUUCCAUAUAUCCUUCAUCUGGAAGAUACUUUACAAACUAUGCUUCACAAAACUAUUCCUCUUACAAGAACUAUGAGUCUGUGAAUACUUGUACAUCUUCUGCAAUUUCUGCUGUUUCAGGAAGAGGUGGCUCCAGGUGGCACCAGGACACUAGGUGGAACGAGUGGAAUGAGGACUAUAGGUGGAACAAGGAUUCUAGCUGGAAGCAGGAAUCUAGGUGUCAAGAAUUCAGGUAUCAGAAAUCAGGCUACCAGAGAGACUGGAGUUCACAUCAUGACUCAUUUUCUGGCAGAGGUUCGUACCAAGAUCACCAGCAGUUCAUAAGCUCAGAAGAGAUGUUUAAUGGAGCUGAUGCUGGUCUUGCUCCCAGCACUGUGAACAAACUCCUAGGAAAGGAUGUACCUACAAUGACCAGGACGCUCAAACAGCUGGCUCCGUAUUAUCCAGCACUUCAAAAAAUAAAUAUUCAGACAUUCGUCAAUGUGCUAAUAGAAGCUAGAGAGAAAGAUUAAGCAGCAACAGCUGAACUGGAAACAGAUGAAGAGAUUUGAGAAUCUCCAUCCCUUGGCUUUCAGGAAAGAGACUGCAUUUAACUGUGUUUGCUGGUUUGGGAGAGGUAAAGGGAGAUAGGGUUUAAGUUUUUAACAUGUGAACUAUAGCUGGAACAUGAACUUGCACAUAAUGGGUGAACAUACUAUUUUGUUUAGGCUUUUUGUAAUGUAUUUGUUAUAUCUUAGUAUAUUUCAGAAAAAAUGAUCUUUUGUUAUUUUUUGAAAAUACGUUAAAAUUACUGUCAGCAAAAAGCUAAUAAUCCUUUUAAUACCCUUCUCAAUUCAGAAGAGAAAGAAAGGUUUACGUUUAUGCUACCUACUUGAAAAUACAGGUUUACUUUUCUCCACACAAAUGUAAGGCCAGUUCCAUUAAUUUGAGGCUUUAUAAUUUGCUUAUUUUUAGAAAUUGAUACACUACAUUUCUGUUUAGACAAAGAAAGGAGAAUGUCACAGCACAGGUAUUCUCUAUCUUAAUGUGAUGCUAUAUGAGGAAAAUGUAAUCUGUACUAGAGGAUUGGUAUGUAAUGGGGCAUACCAGUUUCAAUUUGCAGAGUAAGAAAUGAUGUGAAAUAUAUGCAAAUUGUUUUAUCAUGCUGUUCAAAAUGAAAUAAUUAUAAAUGAUCCUAAAAACUCAUUUGGUGGAUGGACUCACGCUAAAAUAAAAAUUCUUGAUUUUUUUCUACUGGCAAAAGCAUAUUAAGAAAUAGUAGAACCCAUAAGACAAUCAGAUAAAAUAACAUGAAAAAGUAAACAAAAUGUUGUACUAAGUGAGUAGUACUUACCAGUUCAUGAGGUGUAUCAGAGCCACAUGCUCAUGAAUGCCUGGGUUUAGAUAUCUGCUCUAUGUAAUUAAAACCAGCCUGCAUGGAGCUGAAGAAAAGAAGUAAAGUGAGACAGUUUACUCACGAGUGUCUGUUUUCCUUUUCACUGCUGCAUUCUGGACUAUCAUUUUUCUUCUCACCCAUGCUGGAACUGUCUCUGUGCAUUAAAUAUACUUGUGCUGAAGCAGGGUUAGUCUUCAUGAGCUGUCAUAAAACAUUUUGGAUCUUGUUAUGUAAAUUUUAAUAAAAACAACUCAAAAUAUUUUAUUAUUUGAGCAUGUAAAGUCAAUUCCCUAAAGUUUUCCUUCUGACAUUACUUUGUUUCUGCAUCUGAAAAGAUCCACUUUCCUUUUUUGUUCCUGUUCACUGUUUCAUUCAUGUUCAUUGCUCAUACUUACUGAAGUGUUGGAGUGGUUUAUAACAUCACACACCUCAUAGCUGUGCCAUACACUUCCAUGCACUGAAUUACAUACUCAACCUUCUUGCUUAAAAGGAAAAAUUGUUUUUUCUACCACUGGUGUCUGCCAGAGUUUUGGUUUACAAGUCUGUAGAAUUGAUUGGUUAAAAGGUAGAUAUAAUAGCUAAUUAUUAUAAAGUAAUAAUAUUAUAAAAAUAAGAACUAAUAACUAAUUAUAACUAAAAUUUUAUUUACACAAAUGUUGCUAGCAUAGUUUUUUUCUCACAGAAAGUGUAGUAUAACUGAAGUUCUGAAACUUUAGAAAAAAAUGUUGCUAGGAAAUAUUACUGCUGCAACUCUGUCAAUUCAGGUUAAGACCUUUCCACUGAGGCUGUUGCAGAGAACUCUUUCCCCCAUUUCUCACUCCCUUUUGGAUUUUACUGCCAUCACUGUAUGCCCCAGUGACACACAGUAGCAGGAUGAGCUCCACCCAAAUUAGAUGCUCUUUGCACCUACACGUUCUGUAAUUUUUCCUUCUGGGCAACAGUUAUUGUCCUUCCUUUGUUGCUGUGCAGAGUCCUGCAUUGGGGAAGCAGUUCUUGCAUUUGGAAAUGGAGUGGUAAGACAGCAUUGAUUUACUAAAGCUUUCCUGAAUGUAGAGUGCUAAAUACUUCUUACUUCCAAGAAACCCUUUAGCAUAUUUUGCUCCUAAGUAUUGGAGCAGAGCUCUGUCUAGACUCCAAUCCUUCUUUAUAAACCACCUCACAAAGCAGGUCCUGACAGCCUGCAGAGCAGCACCGGAGGCCUGGCACCCAUCAGCACCACUGCAGCUACAUCACAGGCCUUGGCAUGGAGGCAGUAGUUCUCAGAAUGCACCUGAGCCCUUGGAGCAAAUUUCCAAUUUCCUUAAAAAGCCAGUGACAAAAACCCAGACUGGAACAUGUCUUGGAUUGGGAAUAAAUGGUCUGCUUUUAGUCAGUUUCUUGGUCUGUGGUGUACCUGCUUUCACACCUUUAGAAGUGUUUCCUAGUGGGACAGUAGUUGUUCCAAUCCAGAGCCACCUUGAUUAUUCUCUGCAUCAUUGAUGCUCCUUUAGGAAGUGCUGGAGUCAGCUGUUCUGCACCAAGGCAGUGAAAUACAACAAGGCCAGCUGGACAUGGAGACAUCUUUCAGGGCGGACAGCUUGGGAAAUUUCUCAGAUUCCAGCUUUUUAGUUUGUACCAUGGACUUACUCUUAAAACACUUCCCAGAAUUACUGGAUUUUAUAUGGAUGUAUGAUCCAAAGGGACAGAUUCGUUAGUGGAAAGAAACAGGGGAGCUUUUUUGUCCAGAAAUUCUCAAAAGAAUUAUCUUCUGUUUUGUUUCUGGAUAGAGCAUAUAUAGUUAUUAUUUCAGCCUUCCAGGGAGGGAAGGUUAAAAGAGUAACUGGUAGAACUCUUUUUUCCCUUGUCUUCUUCAACGUAAGUAACUUUCACAGCUGUUGGAUGAGGUGGUUUCUGACACUGGUUGUUACUCCUGGUCUCCCUCUUCACCCAAAACCAAUUCCUUGCCUUUUGGGUGAGGACACCCAGAGUGCUUUGAGAGAUCUCCUUGUUUCAGUGUGCUUAUGCUCUGGGGGCCAUUGGCGAACCAGAGAGGUUCUGACACAAAAGAGUGUUCAGAGUGUUGCUGAGCUGUCACUUAAGGGUCUGAGUAUCACUUGACAAAUAGUAGCAGCUUCUUUGUGCAAUAGAUGUUUUGUAACAGUUGCACAGUUGCCACUUUGCUGCCUUCACCCUGACACCAGACACUCUAGUCUGGGUGAGACACGGACUCAGAAUCAUCUGUGUUGGAAAGAGUCCACAAGGAUCACUAAGUCCAGCUGUUCAGUGAAUGGACCAUACAGAGACUGAACGUGUGACCUUGGUGUUAUUUGUACCAAUCUCAGGGUCAGCUGGAAGUAACAUUGUAACUCUGGUUGUCUUUGCUUCCUCCAAGUAGUUUCCUCAGAGUUACUGCAAGAGAUGGUAUGUGACAGGAAUCACUCAUUACUUGUCUUGCUUGAGUUUUUUCACUCUCUCUCAUUAGCUGUAAAUGGUGAGAUGUAAAGUUACAAGAAUGUCUGACUGUCAAUUCAAGGCCACUUCAAAUAAGUGCUGCAGCACAAAAAGGAAGACUUCUGAUGUCAAAUGAAACAACUAAGCAAAAGGAGCAUAUUCAGAGUCAGAGUUCAUUUUUGUGGGGAACUUAUCAAGGGAGAUGCAGUAUGACCUUCUUCACAGGUGAGAAGUUGUAUUUGAAGCCAUCCUAAGGAUACCCUGAAAGACGGAGGCAGCUAGAAAAUAAAAUAAAAAAAGGCAAUCCAAGUGGAGAGAUCCCUGAAUCGUAGAAAAUGAGAAUACAGAAAUAAAAUCACCAUCCCCUUAAAGCUGUACAAAAGUGAAACAGACUAAAAGUUGACCUGGUAUUUUUAAUUAAUUUUAAAUUCUGUAUUUAAAAAUUAAUACAUUAAACUCUUAGAAAAGUAAGGCACAUGCAAAACAUGUUGUGCAACUUCUGGCUUUCAACUGAUAUAAACUAACAAGCAUAAUUUUAAUUUGGCAUUUCUAAAGAGUCAUUUUUCCCAUGCAGGAUAUGUGUAAGAGGUAAGGAUAUAUGUAAGAGUUCAAGAUUGUACUGGUUAAAUCUAGAUUCUGUGCUUUCUGUACUACAGUUAGCAGAGAUGGUCAUAUCAUACAAUAAUACAAAAUAAAACCAACUCAAGCACAGAUUCUGACGAUGAUUACCAACAUACAAAAUUUAACAAUGUGAUGUUACAUCCAUUAUAAUACAUAAAUAAUCUUAUUCAGUAGAGGAUGAUUUGGCAACUCCAGUCUCUGUAAUGCCAGUGUGCAAAUCCUGGUUAUGGGUGUCAUACAAUGCUGAAGACCAUGGAAAGAUACUGCUCGUAGGACACCUGAAUCCAGCCAUCCUGGUCAGUGUCGUAUCGUCGAAACACAUCAGUCAGCCUCUGAAGA
Molecule: messenger RNA, 6191 nt
Organism: Serinus canaria (Common canary)
Lineage: Eukaryota; Metazoa; Chordata; Aves; Passeriformes; Fringillidae
Exons: 16
Coding region: 64-1938 (624 amino acids)
Cellular component (GO): precatalytic spliceosome
Molecular function (GO): double-stranded RNA binding; zinc ion binding; single-stranded RNA binding
Source: RefSeq, a predicted model, not a curated record